Stereum hirsutum FP-91666 SS1 is the source of this 2040-nucleotide messenger RNA. Its product is annotated as acyl-CoA dehydrogenase NM domain-like protein. The transcript has 9 exons. Gene Ontology annotation, biological process: fatty acid beta-oxidation using acyl-CoA oxidase; lipid homeostasis. The coding region runs from base 214 to 2040 and encodes 608 amino acids. Gene Ontology annotation, cellular component: peroxisome. Gene Ontology annotation, molecular function: fatty acid binding; acyl-CoA oxidase activity; FAD binding. The record is from RefSeq and is a predicted model, not a curated record. Lineage: Eukaryota; Fungi; Basidiomycota; Agaricomycetes; Russulales; Stereaceae.
GAAGAUACUUCCUCGACGACGUUGUACUACUCCGUUGCAGCUUGGUCAUAGCUGUCCAUGGUACCGAUCGUGUAGACUUUUUCAAGUCAGGAAGCAAAAACAUUCAUGUCCCACGUGCUUGCUCAAUACUCAAAGACUAAUUGUAAGCCUGAGGGAGUAUAAAACGGCUGACAGAUAAUACCUACAUCCCCAUCAUCUACCGUGAUAUUCACAAUGCGUCUUACUCUUGAGCUCUCUCAGUCUCCUCUCUUCCAAUUCCGCCCAGAGAAUUUGUCCGUGGAGGAGCGCAUACGAUUGACCUACCGGCGUGCUCAGGCUAUUGGGCGUACCUACGCCCUCACUGCCAAGGAUGUUCUCUUGCUGACGCCGAGAUUUUGGAACUUGCACAGCGAUCCCAUCUUUGCUAUGGACGGCGCCGCAGGCACGCUCCUCACUCUGCAGUACAACUGUUGUGCUGGUACCCUAGUCAUGUUCGCGAAGGAACAACCAGCCCUCUACAAACCGCUCCAGCAGAUUCUCAACUACGAUGUAUCUGGUCAGUUCUGUCUCACUGAGGUAGGCCACGGCUUGGACGUCAUCCAUAUGGAAACUACGGCCAUUCUACUUCCCAGUGGAGAGUUUGAACUGAACACUCCUAACGAGUACGCUGCGAAGUUCAUGCCGUCCACGUCGCCUAUCGGAAUGGCGUGUAUUGCGAUUGUUUUCGCUCGUGCAAUAAUCGAGGGCGAAGACCGUGGUAUCAAACCCUUCCUCGUACCUCUCAACGAUGGGAAGGACAUGUAUCCUGGAAUCACAUCUAAGCUUCUCCCUCAGAGAGGGGGAUCCCGUCCUCUCAAUCACUCCCUCACCUACUUCCACAACGUUCGACUUCCCUUCUCCGCCCUUCUUGGCACCCCCAACAAACCGACCGACCCCCGCACUGCAUUCUUCAAGAACAUAUCCCGCGUCGCCAUCGGCACCAUCGGCAUCUCCUGCUUCGGUAUUUCCUCCCUCAAAGUCUCCUCGACCAUCGCCGCCCGCUACAGUAUGCGUCGCACCAUCGUCGACAGCGGAGGCAAACUCCGUCCGAUCAUGUCUUUCAGGACGCAGAAGAUUCCCAUCCUGACGGCUCUGGCCCAGUCAUUCGUCUUGGAAGCUAUGCACGACAACGCGGUGGUUCUCUUUCGGGAUAUGUCGUUAGACCCGAGGGUGAGACACGCUGUAGCGGCGAUCGUGAAGGUCACGAUCAUGAGCCACGCGCAGGCGGCGAACUUGGUUUUGGGAGAUCGCUGUGGCUCUCAGGGCUUGUUCCAAGUGAAUCAGAUCACUGCGAUUCAUGCUGAUAUUCGCGGUGCUGCAAUCGCCGAGGGCGACCUACUCGGUAUCUCCAUCCGGUUCGCCUCCGAACUCCUCUUGGGAAAGUACACGCUUCCCGCCACCACGAACCCCACCAGUCUCCUCGCCCAGCACGAAGCCGGCCUCUUCAAAGAGCUCCGCGCCCUCAUCUCCAUAAUGCCGCACCACUACUCCCCUGCGUUCGACCGGUCCAUUCUUCCGGAGUGUACGAACCUCAUACAAGCCAUAGGACACCGCAUGGCCUAUGACGCUGCGAUAGCGCGCGGCAUCGACCCUGCCCUCAUUGAGCUCUACGUCGCGUCGUGCAUCAAGCUUGACUCGGCUUGGUACGUCGAGAACCUAGACGCCGCUGCGGGCUCUGGGAUCUCGGGCCUGAGCAGGAUGGAACAGAGGGAGAUGGAGGCUAAGGCGGUCGAUAGAGUCUAUGAGAGGAUGGAGGAGUUCCUGGGUAAGAUGGACGUGGAGCAUGUCAUCACGGCGCCUUGCGUGACGGAAGAGGCGUGGAAGGGAUAUGUGGAGGGAUUGGAAACGUUCACUGAGCCUCUCGAUCCGGACGAGUCGCCUCUCGACGCGUUGAUCAAUGUUCCGGGUACGGAAGGAGGCGAAGCGAAGAUGGGCGAUAGGUUUGAGGAACUGCGUGUUGGCGAGAAGAUCAAUGGACGGAACGGGUAUGCGAAUGUUGGUUGUGAUACUGUGACUGUUUGA